Messenger RNA from Pestalotiopsis fici W106-1, 1344 nucleotides. RefSeq lists its product as uncharacterized. The transcript is spliced from 4 exons. The coding region runs from base 1 to 1344 and encodes 447 amino acids. NCBI's taxonomy places the organism in Eukaryota, Fungi, Ascomycota, Sordariomycetes, Amphisphaeriales, Sporocadaceae. Gene Ontology annotation, cellular component: cytoplasm. The record is from RefSeq and is a predicted model, not a curated record. Gene Ontology annotation, molecular function: oxidoreductase activity.
AUGACGGACUCGAGAUUCCCCGUCGCAAACCCCACGGCCUCUUUCUGGCUGACCCAGCCACAUGCCCUAGCCUCGUACCGUUCAUCGGAAACGACGCCGGAAGAGUGUGAUAUUGCCAUUAUUGGCACUGGCUUGGCUGGAGUAUCCACGGCCUAUCAUAUACUGUCAAAUCAUAAGGGCUCGGAACCCAAAAUUGUCCUCUUUGAUGCUCGGCAAGCAUGCUCAGGUGCCACAGGACGGAAUGGCGGCCACAUCAAAGUACUCAUGCCCACAAUCAAGAAAUACCACGAAAAGUUUGGCUCCGACGCAGCUCAACAAUUGUUUGACUUUGUCCACUCGCAGAUGGCGGCCAUCAAGUCUGCGCAAGAGACAGAGGGCAUUGAUUGUGACCUGUUUCUGACGCGCUCGUUUGAUUGCUACUAUGAUCCUGUGCAGGCGUCGGAGAUCAAGGCUUUUCUCGAGGAACAGCGCGAGGCCGGGGCCAAAUGGACACAAGAGGUUCAGUGGCUGGAAGGUCCCAUGUUGGAUAAGGCAAGUGGAAUGAAGGGUCUCGUGGCAGCAGUCAGCGUACCCGCACUCACGCUGUGGCCGUAUAAAUUCGUCACGGCACUAUUGGAAAGAGUCGUCGAGAUGGGCGCAUUCCUCUACACCGAGACCCCCGUCGAGGAGAUUUCCAAACCCGGAGACGACGGCCUCGUCACUCUGACGACGCCGCGAGGCGUCACCAAGGCCAAAAAGAUUGUCUACGCCACCAAUGCCUACACGUCGGCCGUGCUGCCGCAGUACCAGUCGAGCAUCAUUCCCUUCCGCGGACAAAACUCCAUCUUGGUGCCCCUGGCCAAGGCGCACCAGUCGCAGAAUCUGACGUAUACGCGCAACCUGUUUCACACGCCCGGAAACGCCGAUUACCUGGUGCCGCGACCCGACGGAAACAUUAUCCUCGGGGGCGGCGGCGGGGCGUACCGCAAGGAUGAGCAGGAUAGGAAUCCGCAGUGGUUUGACAGCGUCGAUGAUGCCACCUUGAUUGAUCCGGGCGUCAAGAAGCACUUUGAUGGAGUCAUGGCGCGAUGCUUUCGGGGUUGGGAGGACUGUGAGGCUACGGCGGCCAUGACUUGGAGUGGAAUCAUGGGCGCCACUCCCGACGGUAUCCCUCACGUUGGCCAGGUACCAGAUACGGACAAUCAAUGGAUCCUGGCGGGCUUCAACGGUGGCGGCAUGGCGCUCAUCUUUACGACUGCUCGCGGAGUCGCCGACAUGGUGUGCAACGGGACUAGUUUUGAAGAUGCAGGCAUUCCUGAAAUGUUCAAGACGACAGCGGAAAGGCUCAAUGUCAAGUUUGAAUAA